Messenger RNA from Moneuplotes crassus, 575 nucleotides. The record is from the annotation of a GenBank genome assembly. NCBI's taxonomy places the organism in Eukaryota, Ciliophora, Spirotrichea, Euplotida, Euplotidae.
AUUUUACUAAAAUACGCAACUAGAUGGAUCCUGAAGCAGAAGAAGAUUAUAGCGAAGACUUUUACCCAGAAGAUUCUUUAGAGGAUGCUGAAUAUUACCAAGAAGGGCCUCAGGAUUACUUUCCUGUAUCUUAUGAUGGCACUAUCCCGGAAUAUCUUGACUACACUGAUAACUAUACUGACCAAGAUCCAGAUGGUCAAUACGAGCAAGCAGAAGUUCCUUACCAGCAAGAUGAGAGUAGCCUUGAGUCACAGUUUAGUGAUGUGGUCGAUGAAGACAAACUUGUCCAGAAAUUAGACGCACUGCAUUUCUUUGACCGUAAUGACGGCGGUAACAUUGCUGAGAGCAAGCGAAAAGUCAAAAUGUUCCAAAACUUCGUUGAAGAAUACAUGCUUCCAAAGAUGACUGUUAAGCACCUCAAAGAUCUUGGAAAUGAAUUCCUACUCAAGUACGAGUUUUUGGCAAAGGAGGAGUUUAUAUGGAAAAUAAAGCUGAACCUUACAAAACCUGACCUAGUGUGACUUCUCAGUAAGGCAAUUGGAACAAUCAUGACUAAAAAGUUUGAAAAUAUAUAA